AUGAACCGUUAUCAAUCUAAAAUGAACUUUGCAGCCAAAACCAAAGCCAGGAGCUUUGCAACAAUGGGUGCUGGUUUUGUGGAUCAAAUUGAGACCAGAAAAAUGGAGGAAAGAUUGCAGCUGAUGAAAAAGACAAUGGAGCUGGAACGAGAGGAAAGGAAGAACCGUGGUGGACAGUUCUGGAAGUCUGGGCAGAAAGGCAAACUGACUACUUAUGCCAAUACAGUUCUACAGUCCAGACUUUCCAACAAGAAGGUUGGAAAAGUGAAGAUGCUGACAGACGAACAACUCAAUCUGCCAAAUCGAAAUGAAGCUUUUUCUUUAUCCAAAAAACUUAGCGACAUCUCCAAUACUUCUCUUGAUGCUUUUAAGACGAGCACCAGAAAUAAUGCGAAACUGUGUGGCCAAUGUGAGUCAAAUGAGGCAGCAUUGUGCUGCAUCCAAUGUACAGAAGUAUAUUGCACAGACUGUUUUUCUGCCUAUCACAAAAAAGGAGCUCUCAGGAAACACAGAUCCAUCUCCCUUGAGGUAUCAAGCACCCCAAGAUCAAAGGUUCCAAAUUUUGAUAAAAGAUUAUUUGAGUUGAAUUUGACUCCAUUGGCAGCAGAUAUGAAAUUGCAGAGUGAUGCCAAAUCUUCAUCUGGUGCCAGUGGUCACUUGAAAACGGAUGAAGAGGAAGCAGCUGUGUCUUCUCUUAUGGAUGGCAAUUAUAAUGAAGCUGAGAGUGCCGCUUCCUUCCAGGAAGCCCUACAGGCUUGGAGAACGAACAACCGCUCUUCUGGGGCUGCAGGAGCAGCAGCAGACGCAUCAAUAGGGUUUGGAACUUCUGGGUCUCAUGCUGCGGAAAUCUCUUCGUCUCAGCCGAAACCAACAAAUAAUGAAGGCGUUUACACUAACAGCAGCACAAGUACAACGGCGGUGACAGCCGGUCUUGCUUCUCUGAUGGACAAUACCCAGAGUCACACACUAUCCUACGCAGAACGUCUUUUGGUAAAAAAAAAUCGCCGAAUUCCGAUCACAUGGGAACAGGAGCCACUGAAUACAACAGAGCCAUCAGAAAGAAAAGACAAUUCCGAACAGAGGAAAACACUGGGUACAGAAGAGUCUUCAAGUGUUUUAAAUUCAUCAAAACUGCCAGAGAGACUUAGUGUUGAUGAACCUGUGACAUUUUCUUCAUUGUACCAUUUGGUUGCCGAAGACGUUACGGAAUCAGUUCAGCUCAACACGUUGAAGAGUCAGUUCAGCCCAACACCAAAAGAAACUAUGCAGAAUGAAUUAACCUUGAAGUCUGAAGUUUCAACAACACCAGCUGAAAACUUUUCUGAACACAGGUAA
This is a messenger RNA of Acanthosepion pharaonis, 1335 nucleotides long. Lineage: Eukaryota; Metazoa; Mollusca; Cephalopoda; Sepiida; Sepiidae. The record is from the annotation of a GenBank genome assembly.